Fusarium tjaetaba is the source of this 1248-nucleotide messenger RNA. Its product is annotated as SCJ1. The record is from RefSeq and is a predicted model, not a curated record. Gene Ontology annotation, molecular function: Hsp70 protein binding. The transcript has 3 exons. Gene Ontology annotation, cellular component: cytoplasm. Gene Ontology annotation, biological process: protein refolding. Bases 1 to 1248 code for a protein of 415 amino acids. NCBI's taxonomy places the organism in Eukaryota, Fungi, Ascomycota, Sordariomycetes, Hypocreales, Nectriaceae.
AUGUUGUUCCAUACAGCGGCCCUCGUGGUCCUUCUAGCUCUGGUCCAGCUAGCUGUAUGCGCCCAGGACUAUUACAAGGUUCUCGGUGUAAGCAGGCAAGCAGGGAAGAAGGAAUUAAAGCAGGCAUAUCGUCAAUUGUCGAAGAAGUUCCAUCCAGACAAGAAUCCUGGCGAUGACACAGCACACGAUAAGUUCGUCGAAGUUUCCGAAGCUUACGAUGUCUUGAGCGAUGAGGAAAUGCGCAAAGUUUACGACCAAUACGGCCACGAAGGUGUUCAACAGCGCCGCCAAGGAGGAGGAGGUGGUGGUGGCCAUGAUCCCUUCGAUCUCUUCAGCCGCUUCUUCGGUGGGCACGGCCACUUCGGACGAGCAUCCAGCGAGCCCCGAGGCCACAAUGUCGAAGUCCGUGUAGAAAUCUCCCUCCGCGACUUUUAUAACGGCGCCACCACCGAGUUCUCCUGGCAGAAGCAACAUAUCUGUGAAGCCUGCGAAGGCACCGGAAGUGCAGAUGGGCAAGUCGAUACCUGUCAUACUUGCGGCGGUCAUGGUGUACGCAUCGUCAAGCGUCAGCUCGCUCCCGGAAUGUUUCAGCAAUUUCAGCAAAGAUGCGAUGCUUGUGGCGGUAGGGGCAAGAACAUCAAGCACAAGUGCAAGGUCUGCCAGGGUGAACGGGUUGAGAGGAAGGCGACGACUGUUCAACUCAACGUCCAGCGUGGAGCCGCCCGCGACUCUCGUGUUGUCUACGAAAACGAAGCUGAUGAGAGUCCUGAUUGGGUUCCUGGCGACUUGUUGGUGACAUUAUCUGAGAGGGCUCCAUCAUAUGACAACAAUCCCGAUAAGACCGAUGGCGCAUUCUUCCGUCGCAAGGGUGACGAUCUGUACUGGACCGAAGUUCUCUCUCUUCGAGAAGCUUGGAUGGGCGGCUGGACUCGCAACCUCACUCAUCUCGAUAACCACGUCGUGCGGUUAAGUCGACCCCGUGGUAAGGUUGUCCAGCCCGGCCACGUCGAGACUGUGGCUGGAGAGGGUAUGCCCAUCUGGCACGAGGAUGGCGACAGCGUGUACCACAAGACCGAGUUCGGAAACCUAUACGUCGAGUACGCAAUCGUACUACCCGAUCAGAUGGACACCAACAUGGAAAGCGAUUUCUGGAGCCUCUGGGAGAAGUGGCGACUCAAGAGCGGCGUCGAUCUACAUAAAGACAGCGGACGACCAGAACCUGCAGCGCACGCUAGAGAUGAGUUAUAA